This is a messenger RNA of Cydia amplana, 702 nucleotides long. RefSeq lists its product as uncharacterized. The record is from RefSeq and is a predicted model, not a curated record. The transcript is spliced from 3 exons. Lineage: Eukaryota; Metazoa; Arthropoda; Insecta; Lepidoptera; Tortricidae. The coding region runs from base 48 to 641 and encodes 197 amino acids. Gene Ontology annotation, cellular component: mitochondrial small ribosomal subunit; mitochondrion. Gene Ontology annotation, molecular function: structural constituent of ribosome. Gene Ontology annotation, biological process: mitochondrial translation.
AAAAAAAAAAAACACUUAAAAAAGAUACAGGACAGAACGAAUAAAAUAUGACUUCAACUGUAAUAAAAUAUGUUGGGAGGACCACUAACUUUAAGGGCAAAUCUUUAUGGGAAAUUGUUGGCAGCCUGAAAGGAUUCGGAGUCGGUAGAUACAUCGUGAGAUCGGUUUUUGAGCGCUAUCCUGAGCCCAGUUUCAUGAAAAUAGUUAAAGUUGAAACUUGUCCUGAUGAGGAACGCCGUAGAGUAAGGGUCUGGGUGGAAAAAACGUUCAGAGGGAAGAAGUUAGACAAGCUUACAGAAAUAUACAGAACAUCAUACAAACCUGAUUACAAACUCAUUCCGAAGAACGAAGAAGCUAAGUUGCUUGCUGCUUUGGAAGAAUUGAAUAAGCAGCCAGAAGUGAUUCUCCCCAAUACUAUUGAAAUGCCGCCAUUGAUGAAGAAGUUUAUUGUCAAGGACCAUGAGAAAAAGGGCCUUGAGGUUAUGAAAGAGUUCACAAUGCCACUCAGCUACAACCACACUCCGAACAGAAUUGCCAGGAUCGCCCAACCAGGCGAGAAGCCCACAGUGCAAUUCUCCAUGGGUAUCGGCCAGCCUGCCAGUCCCUCACUCUACAAGGGGGUACCUCUAAACACCCACUAGGACGAUGAGUAGAAAUGUAGAUACAUAUUUAAAUUUAUAGAUUUUAAUAAAAUGCUUAGCU